This is a messenger RNA of Phragmites australis (common reed), 1151 nucleotides long. Its product is annotated as ER lumen protein-retaining receptor-like. Gene Ontology annotation, molecular function: ER lumen protein retrieval receptor activity. The record is from RefSeq and is a predicted model, not a curated record. NCBI's taxonomy places the organism in Eukaryota, Viridiplantae, Streptophyta, Magnoliopsida, Poales, Poaceae. Gene Ontology annotation, biological process: protein retention in ER lumen; endoplasmic reticulum to Golgi vesicle-mediated transport. The transcript has 6 exons. Bases 185 to 832 code for a protein of 215 amino acids. Gene Ontology annotation, cellular component: cis-Golgi network; membrane; endoplasmic reticulum.
GCCGGGUCCAACGAAUCCAACACGUCCGUAUCAGCACCCUCCCCAUCCCUCUGACGCUCUCCCUUCUCGGCCGACUCCACCGCGACAAGGACGUAGAGUCACUUGCCCGCCGACGAGGACCUUUGAUUCGUUGAGGGGAAAGGGGCGGCGGGACGGGGAGGAGGAGGAGCAGGAGGGAUCGGAGAUGAACUUGUUCCGGCUCGCGGGGGACAUGACCCACCUCCUCAGCGUGGUGGUGCUCCUCCUCAAGAUCCACACCAUCAAGUCCUGCGCAGGCAUAUCUUUGAAGACGCAGGAGCUAUAUGCACUUGUUUUUGCAGCUCGGUACCUGGACUUGUUCAUUCAUUUCAUCUCUCUGUAUAACACUGUCAUGAAGCUGGUCUUCCUGGCGAGCUCUUUCUCAAUAGUUUGGUACAUGAGACGGCAUAAGAUUGUGAGGAGAACCUACGACAAGGAUCAUGACACCUUUCGCCAUUAUUUGUUAGUGUUGCCUUGUCUGGCUCUGGCUCUUCUCAUUAAUGAGAAGUUUACUUUUAGAGAGGUGAUGUGGGCAUUCUCCAUUUAUUUGGAAGCUGUCGCUAUAUUUCCUCAACUUGUGUUGCUACAGCGCACGAGGAAUAUUGACAACCUGACUGGUCAAUACGUCUUCUUCCUGGGUGCAUACCGUGUGCUUUAUAUCCUUAACUGGAUCUACCGAUACUUCACCGAGCCUCAUUUUGUUCACUGGAUAAGCUGGGUUGCUGGAAUAGUGCAAACUCUGUUGUAUGCUGACUUUUUUUACUAUUACAUAAUGAGCUGGAAGAACAAUGUGAAGCUAGAGCUUCCAGCCUGAGCUUGUUGUUUCCUUCCAAGACAGACUAGGGUAAUACUGUUUAACACAAUGGAUAGGCAGACAUGAUACAGCAUAAGCAUCGCCAUAACCCACCAGGCUAUGGCAAUGCAUUUUGGUUCCCUGGGUUUAUAUCCUUGUAUCUUUCUACUAUUAUUUGGAGAGGAAAGCCAAGGUAGCCUUGUAACUUAUAAUGUGAGCUGUGUAAGAUCAGCACCAAGUUGUGCAUUGUAAUAGUUCUUUUGGAACUUCAUGGCGGUAAUACUGCAACCCUUUUAGCGAGUGAUUCUCAUAUGAUAUCUUAUAAUCUCAUGCUGUACAA